Messenger RNA from Arctia plantaginis, 1122 nucleotides. The record is from the annotation of a GenBank genome assembly. Lineage: Eukaryota; Metazoa; Arthropoda; Insecta; Lepidoptera; Erebidae.
AUGCAGGCACGCGAUGGGCUCAUAGCCCACUGGUGGGUCGGAGCUGUGGCCAUCGGAGUACUUUUGACAUUCAUAAUUACGGGCAAUGUAGCUGUAUUAGCGGCGCUUCGCCGCACUCGACGUGCGCCUGCGCACUAUCCUCUAGCAAGUUUGGCUGCGGCCGAUUUGUUGGUGGGACUUUUUGUUGUGCCCAUAGCUGCUGUUAGAGAGCUUUUUGUAAUUCAUUUACAUUACCUUCUCUGCACCUUUUGGGAAACCCUAGACGUAUUCUGCUGCACAGCAUCCAUUCUUUCCCUUUGCACGCUAGGUUGGGAAAGAUGGAGUGGCAUAACAGCUCCUCUAGCAAGAGUCAAAAGGGCCAGACGGGCCAAACUCCUUGCUGCUCUAGUCUGGCCUAUCUCUUUUGCAGUAGCAUUGCCAACUGCGUUCGUGUAUGUGCCGAAACAUCACCUAGGAGAGUCGGAUAAAGCAUGCCCGGAUAAUAUGAAUGUUACGUACGUAUUCGUGAGUUCGUUUCUGUCGUUCUACCUGCCGGGCAGUGUGAUGGUGGUGCUGUACGCUCGCAUACUUUGCGCUUUGUCCAUUCCACCGCAGAUUCGCUCGCAUAGAGGGCGUUCGCCGCGACCGCAUUCCUCUCCGAUUGUUCAAAAUGGGAAUACUGCCAUAGCGAAAUGUAGUACACCGUUACCUCUGCGGAACGCACCAGAGACACAACAUAGUCCAAUGCUCCUGACUCCGAAAGGCUGCAAGCUGAGUCUACCUGAAGGUUCCAAGCAAUUCAACUGCGAUAUUCCAGAGAGAGGAAAAACUGUAGAUGUAAAAAAUACUAGGACUGGUAUAAUUCCUCGGCAACGCCGCGCCACACGCACCAUAGUGAGGCUGAUGGUAUUGUUUCUAGCGUGCUGGACACCAUUUUUUAUAACAAUGCCUGUUGAUUCCCUUUGCGACUGCGUAAAAGAUUCGAUCUGGCAGUGGUUCACGUGGCUCGGAUACACCAACUCGGCAUUGAACCCGCUCGUGUACGCAGCAGCUUCUCCGAGCGUACGACUAGCGAUGCAGGCGUCGCUGUCCAGCUCAGCGAGACCUACUGAGAUACAAUUGACGCCUAAUAGGAGAUUAUGA